AUGAAAACAAUGAAAAUAACGAAAUUGCAACUUGGAAAAUAUGCCAAUCAACAAUCCUUUUGUUUAUAUUUAUUCCCCUCUUCACCUUCAUCGGUAGUAUCCUCACCAAAACAACAAAAGUAUGGUCAAAACACCUCCUCAAGAGCAUUAUCAACUACAACUACACCUACAACCAUUUACCAACCUUUUUAUAAAUUAAGAGAUAUUGAUAUUAUCUUUUUUGAGUCUUCGGUUGGUCAUAUAUCAAAUUCAGGAAAAAUACCACAAAUUUAUUUCGACACACCUGGUUAUUGUUUCUAUGAACGUUCAUCGGGGGAAAUGUUUUUGGCAGCUUGUGCUCUCAGUGAAACUGCAUCCAGAUUAGGAAAUCAUUUAUUAGUUGAAUUUUGUAAAUUAGGCAAACCUGAAAUAUUAUCAGGAAUGGCUGAUCGACUGCUAGAUAAUGUUCCAAUCUCUCGCGUCCUUCCCAUCGAAGACGAAUCUGAGCUUCUAACAAUUACCGAUCCAAAUUCUAUCAAUCAAAAUCAUGCCAGUGUUAAUCAAAAGGCACCGAUCAGAGCAAAUACCCCCACCACUAAUAUUGGCGCUAAUUUAAAUUAUAGUUCUAUCAAAAGAAAUUUAAGUCCUCCAAUUUCUGGAAGAAAAAGAAUGUCUGUUGAAGCACAAGUACCUUCUCCAACUUAUUUUGGAACUGAAAAUUCCAAUCCCUCUUCUCCAAACUAUUCUCCUCAUUUACUUCAUUCGCCAUCAUCUCCUUCUCCCAUAACUAAUGAAAUGAUAGAUGAUGAUGUAAGAAUGAGAAAAAGAAGACGUGUAGCAGUAACAGCAAUAGGUUCUAAUAAUAUUAAAGUGACUAAUAAUCCUGAGUCAAAAAGAAGCUCACGUAGUAAAAGUAAUCGUAAUUCAAGAAAUCUUAGUGUAAUUGCCCCUCCUUACGUUGAACCAUCCAAUUUUGCAUCGUCAGCUCCACCCCAUAUAGGUUCUAUUCGUGGCCUAAAUUCUGCCGGUAUUACAAAAAAAACACCUUUAACUGCACCGAUAAUCUCAUUCAACAAGUCAUCAUCGAUUACAAAUACGACAACGACAAGAAACAAUGUUUCUGGAUAUUCAUUAGUUGCAAACAUUAAUGGCCUUAUUUCUCCUCAAAAUAUUGAUGACAUUUCUCCUUCAUCAAGUAGAUCAGAUACUCCAAGGACAGCAACUUCUAGUUCCUUUUCCUCUUCUAGCACGACUGAUUCUCAUUCCUUGAAGUCGACGCUUGAAGAACAAAUUAAUAAGACAACUGCUUUACUUCAAACUCUUCAAGCAUCUGGUUCUAUGAUUGAAGGUUUAGUUCGUGGUCAUUUUCAUGAAUUACAAAGAGAAGUUAUUAAGGAUUUGAUGGCAUUGGAAAAAAGAAUAACUAGAGUAGAAGAAUGCAUGAAGCAAAAUUCGGUUGUUUCCGGAAUGAAUCCAAGUCCACCACUUGAUCCUGAACGAAGGCUUAGCGAUAUUACUAAAGAUUAUGAAGAUUUAUUAAGUACUUUAAAAGCUAGACUAGAAUCUUUAGAAAGAAGAAUGUCCGUUUCAUAA
This is a messenger RNA of Entrophospora candida, 1572 nucleotides long. Lineage: Eukaryota; Fungi; Glomeromycota; Glomeromycetes; Entrophosporales; Entrophosporaceae. The record is from the annotation of a GenBank genome assembly.